CGCCCAUUCUCAGUUUAAGCCGAACAGCGAUUCACAUAAGACGUGUUUCAAUUUACACUGCUCCAGAGUUGUGAACAAAAAAUCCCGAAGCUCACGCUAGCUAAUUUACAAAAGUUUCAAAUAAUGUUACAUGUGAUACAUUCCAAUUGCCUGCGUUGGGUACCAUUUAUAACACUGCUGCUUUGUGGAUUUACCUUUUCCGUACCGGCACCUCCAGCAUCACCAUGCCCCGGCCUGUUUAGCUACCAGUACGACACUAACAGUUCGGAGUAUUAUGGCCUGGUGAAUCUACAGUCACAGCAAGUCAAAAAUACGGUUGAGGUGGAAAUUUCAUUCUCGAUUGCUGCCCAGCUGCCUUCGAACUAUAUCGGCUCCAUCGAAGCAAUUGGGGACAAUCGGCAACUACUGGACCAGAUUUCCAAGGGACGCGGUGUAAGCUACCGGGUGAAUCUUCCGCUCCAGAAUCCUCUACCUCGUCUUACUAAAAUAAGCCUCAAUGGUAAAGUGCUGUGUACGGGACAGUCGGAAAAAGGUGUAUUUGUAACCGAAACCAGCCUGCGUCAUUUUUUCCGCACGGAUUCCAACUGGCAGCAAUACAAUCAGCACAAAAACACCGACAAUAGCCCUAUCAACGGUAAUCAAAACCACAAUGAUCGAACAGUGACAAGACCAACUCAGAAAGUACCAGAUAACUUCAAGUUGGUGGCAGAACGCGAACAAAAUCAUACCGUAGAGGAGUCGGAGCAUGCGGUUAGCCCCACAGGAAAUAGCACUUCCUACAAGUACGUUACGAAGGUGGUGACCUACAAAGAAUACGUGUCGGCUCCGAUGGUCCAAAAAACAUCUCAUUACUAUGUGAAUACGACGACAAGGGAGCAGGCCUAGAAAAGGGUUUAUUAUAAUACUGCAGCUUAGGAUUAGUACAGGAUGCAUUUUCGCAGAAGUAGGGUAAAACUACCUAUUAUGGAGGGGUUAAGCGCCGCGUCAAAACAAAAUUGAUUUCGAUUU
This is a messenger RNA of Armigeres subalbatus, 1008 nucleotides long. RefSeq lists its product as uncharacterized. NCBI's taxonomy places the organism in Eukaryota, Metazoa, Arthropoda, Insecta, Diptera, Culicidae. The record is from RefSeq and is a predicted model, not a curated record. The coding region runs from base 124 to 885 and encodes 253 amino acids. The transcript has 2 exons.